CCAGAAGCUGAGCGACGUUUCUUCGCGGACCCAUCAGCUGCAUCACUUAACUACCAACGCAACUCCUCCGUGCUUCCGGGUCCAGCCUGAUCAUGGCCUUGUACAUUUACGAAGACUUGAUCAGGAGCUAGUCCUCCCUUCUUGCAGUGAGCUUGUGCUGCUCAUAUACUCUCCGGGUAAUACACCCAAGUCAGAUCAAACCAGUCGAAUCCCCGCGAGCGCCGAGGAUUGACCUGACACUCGACACGCACAUACACACCUGGGCAUUCAAAUAUCUUGCUAUCGCAACCCCGGACCUCCAACAUGUUUGGUGUGUUCAUCCCAUCUCGACCGGUGAUUGCCGAGAUGGGCACAAUCUCCCAAACCCAAUUCGCCGUUUCAUUCCCAGCCUCACCACAGUUCCACAAUGUAGGCGUUUUCAUGCACCCGAAUCAAGUGCUGCCGCCGGGAUCGGCAGCCGGAGUCUACAUGCAACUGCCCGGCGAGCAAGGCUUCAAGUUCCUGGGCGCCAUCGCCAACGAGAAGCCCUCGGCCUUGUUCAAGGUGAACAUCCCGGACUCUCUAGCCGCCGGAGAAAUCAAUCUCGGCAUCUCCGUCGAGCCGGUCCAGAACAUACAGGCUCAAAUGGCACAGCUGCAAGAGUCCUCCGGUUCCAUGGCCCUUGCAAAACGACCACUAGACACCAAGGUUCUCGCUCAGCGGAUCAUCAAGAACGCUUUCAAUUUUCUGGCCAGCUUUGCCGGAAACACAGCCAAUGGUAUAGAGGUCGUUCCAUUGAAGAGUUUCCAGGAUUGGUGGACCAAAUUCGAGAGGAAAGUACAAAAUGAUCCAGGUUUUCUGGAACGGGACGAAGUUUAAGAUUGUACCGAGACUACGAGAGAGGCUCUCUAGGUCCUGAUUGAAAGGUUGUUGUAUUUGGGAAGUCCCCGGACAACACUCUAUAAUCACACACUCUAUCUCGCAGGCGCCAGCGAACGACAGAACAUCGAUCCAUCUCUCCAGAAGCUAUGAAUCCCCAAAACCAAUCGUUCCACUACCAGUUCAUCGACAACAUCUCCUCCUUGGUCCAGAACUUCCUCAUAUUCUCCGCGCCCAAUUGUUCCACUUCGUCGUCAAGGUGCUGCCACAACACCUCGCCGAAACUAUCCAUCACCUCCUUCAAUUCGGGCAAUCUCAAUUCACGCUCCCCCAUCCGACAAGCGUCGAGGUAUUGCUCCAUCUUGACCAGGCCCACGUGGAUCGAUUCGUGCUGCGAGAUGAGAUGGUCGUUUUCGCGAAACUGCGGCAUCCGCUCCGCGAGGUCGGGGAACACGUACGUUUCCUCGAUGGUGUGGUGCAUCGUGAGACCCCGGCAUAGUUGCAACGCCUGAGUUAUGAACGCGCGUAUCGACAUGCCCGCGGGACGGGACCCAGAUGUACAAGUCUGGUACAGCAUGUUCCACGUAUGUCUGAAGUGAUUAUGCUAUCAUUCCAAAAAGUCAUCUUGAUGUCAGCACAUUGACUCUUGAAAUCGAGAAACUGGAGAAUAGAAAAGGGGAAAAAAAGAAGGUCAAACGUACGUAUCGGUUCAUCAACACGGCCAUACGAUCAUAUGCCUGCAGAUCGUCGGUGGAAAGUUCAGGCAACUUUGGUUCCGUGGUCUUUCCGUCUUCUUCCUGAUCUGGCUCCGCCUUCUUCUCCUUCUUGGAGCCGUCAUAUUUGAGCUUCUCCAUGAAAGACGGCGGUGACAUGGCGAUGGCACCGUCGGUUCCUGUCACGGCUCCAGCAGUUGUGGGGUGUUUUGUCGAGGUUCGUCUGUUUCCGUCACGUGGUGUUCUCUGGUCGAUCCCUCCAAGGGUCGUCGGAGGAUGUGGAGUAUGUGACAAAUGAGUCGAUGUCGAUGCAACCAGAAGAUCUCUUGCCGUCGAAGUCGUGCGAGAAGGAUGGCGGUGGUACCGACGAAAAUCGGGAGUGGAUCGCCCUAUUCUCCGCGCGAGACCAGGUAUCGACCCUCUUUUCGACCCGACCACCGCUACGGCCCUUGUACCGAAUACCGUUGCAGUCCUGGCUGAGGAAGACGGCAAACUCGGCGACAAGGCAAUCGCCACCAUAAGAAAGCUCAGAGCCGACGAUAUCCAAAGGUACUGUCUCCACCGUCUCAUACAAAAAAAAAGAGGAAGUGGUGUUGCCCCAGACGGAUGGUGAUGUGGUAUUGUAGAGUCGACCCAGAUGUAGUACUAAGUGACGUGGAGAGUAUUGUUAUGUGACAGGGAAGAGAGAUGUCUUUGAAUAUAGAGACGCACCGAAUACUUACAUCACAUGUAUGAAAUGAGUGUACACAAUAAGAGUAAUACCCUUUAUCUAGUUAAC
Molecule: messenger RNA, 2349 nt
Organism: Exophiala oligosperma
Lineage: Eukaryota; Fungi; Ascomycota; Eurotiomycetes; Chaetothyriales; Herpotrichiellaceae
Exons: 1
Coding region: 304-858 (184 amino acids)
Biological process (GO): protein import into nucleus
Cellular component (GO): nucleus; cytosol
Molecular function (GO): nuclear import signal receptor activity
Source: RefSeq, a predicted model, not a curated record